GUGCAUAAGAUUUGAAUUCAUGCUGCUAUACUUUGACUAAUAAAGUGGGCCCUGUAGAUGGUAGCAACAACUUUGAACCUUCUCAAUACGAUUCAAGUGUCGGUGGACUGUUUGUCCUUUUUUGUUUCGAUUUAGGCUUUCUAGCUCAACGCCCAUUUUCAGAUGGGCUUUCAAAACUGCCCAAAGCGGAUGCUGAGUGGCACCGCGUGAAGAGCAAGUCAGAAUGCCUCGAAACCACACGGGACAAAAUUCGCGACUCAAUUUUCGAUCACCUAAGAACCGAUUUGUCUGGCUGCGUGGUUCACCUGGGACCGGGAAAACCGCGAUAUCUAUGAGCGUGGCUUCCACUCUCGAUAACCAGGGCACCCUCGCAGCGUCCUUCUUCUGGGAUAAGAACCAACAGGGAACAGGACUCGAUUCGAUUGAGCGCUUCCCCUCCACCCUUGCCCGACAGCUUGCGGAAUUCAAUGCCGAAUAUAAGUGCUUGCUUAUCAGGCAACUUCGGGAGCCCGCUUCAUUCAGCAGGUUCCGUGGUUCUGCUGCAGAGAAGGACAUGAAAGCUUGGAUUAUCAACCCAAUGGCUGGACUCAGGGAUGCACUGUCUUCAGGGAAUGAUCGCCCUGUGAUCGUAUUGGAUGGACUUGACGAGUGUGGUGAUCCAGAAGUACUUGAAUCCUUGAUGAGGCUCGUUCUUCUGCUGGAUGAGCUGCCUUCAACAUUUGCCAUACUCGUCAGUUGUCGCCCGGAACCACAAGUGAUUUCUGCUUGGGACCAAGCCAAAUCGCAUCUCUUGAUUGCUCAUGAAGAUAUGGAUCUGAUUGCGGAAGACGAGAAUUUCCACACGAUCCAUUGUAUGGUUGUGGAUGGGCUUCAACGUUGUAUCAUGGACUCCCCAUGGAAACCGACCGAGAAGGACCUCGAUGGUUUUGCUUCAGCUUGCCGUGGCUUACCCAUCAUCGCCUCAACCAGAAUACGUGAUGUGCACUUUCAGACUCAGAGCGGCUCCACGCUAGAAUCUGAGUUUGAUUACUAUCUCAAUCUCACGGAUGCACCUCGGGAUCUGAACUCAGAGUACUUGCGAAUAAUGCGCCGAGCUUAUUUACGCCAGCAUCGCGAAAUGAAUUCACGUAUUGCGGAGAAAUACCGUGAAGUUGUUGGGAUGAUGAUUGCUGCACGGAGGGGACUCAGCGUGUGUGAUAUAUCACAGCUCCUGGGAACAUUUACAGAGCAUGAGGUCCACUCAACACUCAAGCCCAUCAGCUCCAUAGUUAGUCUGCCUUCGAAGAACAACAAAGCUAUCAAAUUCUACCACGCAACGGUGAAGGAAUUCAUCACAGGGAUUCCGCUCGGCAAGGAAGAGGACAAAGUGUUCUUUAUUAGCGACAAAAAAGGAUAUUCAUUUGGGUUGCGACUCCUUCAACUUGUGAAUGGUGCCAUUCAGAGGAAUGAAUGGGGUCUCCGAGACAUCAAACGAGAGAAACAAGAGAAACGAAAGAAGCUACCCAAUUACGUCGACUAUGCAUUUAUGUACUUGUUCCGGCACUUGGACCCUUCACUCCUCUUUUCACAAGAGUCUAAUGAAUUGCAGAGAGAAUUUGAACAAUUCUGGACACAAAGCUUGGUUUCGUUCCUCACACUAGCAUGUGUAGUGCUAGUGAAGAAGAGUGGUGAAAUUAUUCCUCGCAAUUGGUCCAAGAAUCACAAGUCAACAUCUGUCAUUUGUGCUGCCAACAGCCUCUUUAGACAUAAGACUCUUUGGGAUGUUUAUCGAAAUAUCCUUCCAUUCACUCCGAUGUCAUCGCCUGUUUGCGAGUUUUAUGCUCAUCUCUCUCCUGUUCGAGUCUUCAGUGUCUCCGGCGAGUUCGCCCGGGGUGGCUUUAUCCCUUUAAGUGAGGAUGCAUGCAGGGCUCGAAAGGUGAUGGAGGCGGAGCUGAUUAAGUUGCCAAAGGUAGAUGGCAAUUAUGAAGCCGAGUUUCUCAACGAUAAUGUUCGUAAUGGUAUUGUGACCUGUGCAGCGCUCUCAAGAGAUGGCCAUCACAUUGCGCUUGGAUUUGGAAGUGGUAUCAUCGAAAUAGCCAACUUUGAUAAUCAGUGCACCAUCUCUCGAUUCCAAAGCAAUCUUUCCUGUCCUCCUGUUUGGAUCGAAUUUAUCCAUGGUGGCAACAUCCACAUUGCUACUGAGGAUACUCGUGGAAAUGUUACCAUUCUUGGCAAUGGAACGCCUUCAGUGCAACUCGGCCCUCUCCCCUGCAGCCGUUACACUCCUGUUACUGCAGUGUUGGACAAUGGCCCUUUCAUCAUACGAGUACCAUGAAAUGCUGAAGGCUGUUGGUACGAGAACACAGCAGUCUUACGAAUUUCAGGCAACCCAUCCAUUCAGCUUCUCACACCUCCAACUCUGUCUCUGUGGUCCAAUUCUGAUGA
Molecule: messenger RNA, 2424 nt
Organism: Cantharellus anzutake
Lineage: Eukaryota; Fungi; Basidiomycota; Agaricomycetes; Cantharellales; Hydnaceae
Exons: 2
Coding region: 224-2314 (696 amino acids)
Molecular function (GO): protein binding
Source: RefSeq, a predicted model, not a curated record